AGCCAAUCAGAGCUAGCCAGGCGAUGACUAAUGGAACCAUCUCGAUGCAUGACGCCGCCUUCCCGCCCGUCAACUUUACGCGCUUCUUCAGAGUCGCAUCCCACCCGCACACCUUUACUUAACUUUUUCAACACUUGCAACCAAACAAACACGCCCUGUGAACAAAGAAAAUCCUCUUGUUUGGCGCUCAUCAACAUCAUUUAUCAAAAUGUCUGAAGAAGAAAAAGAGCUCCUUGCUCGCAUCGGGCAGCUUGCCGGCCAAAUUAACCGACACAAGAACCAGCAGUCCGCACCACGCCCUGUGGCAAACCAUCAUCCUGGCCACAAUCGUCACAACACUUAUCGACAUGUCAACGCACCCUACCCGCCGCGAGCAAACCGGACCAGUCGACCGCCAGUUCACCACCACCGUACCUUGCACCUUAAUGCUACGGGAGGCCCGGUCAACUCCGGAUCGUCUAGCAAUGGAUCUGAAACCCCACCAGGUUGGGUGGCUAGGAAUGAUCGCCAUCGCCAGCUCAUCAACGCGAAUGUUUACGAGAAAGAAAGCCAAACCCGGACGAAAGCGAUCGAGGAAACGCGACAGCGAAAGCUGAGCGGCCAUCGGCAUCGCGAAAAGACUCAAUUCAAUGACUUCUUGAAUCGCCAAGCUGGUCCCUCAAAUGCCCCCACUAACACUGCAGGUAGAAACGAGAUUGCGAUCGAGGGUAUACUGUUCCGCGUAGUAGACGGAGGCAAAAAACUUGUCAAAGUUCCCGGUGCGUACCGACGACGGCAACUGUUUGAUCGUCCUCGUACCUUACACAGUACAGAUGCUCCCAACUCGUCAUCGCACACUCCUAAGACCGCGGUAGUCGCUGGCGUCAAGUUUCACCGGACUAAAACAGGAAACCUGGUUGCCAACAGAAUCGUCAAUGACCAGCGGCGAUCCGGAGCGGUCAAAAAGGUCAACGAGCCUUGCAAGAUGUUCUCAACGACUGGUAAUUUCUCUUUCCAUGAUGGGAGCCAUACAACAAACGAUGAACUGGACCAACCCGGCGCGGGGUUGGACAAUACUAACAAACCUUCCAUAGGAUCUUGCCCCAAAGGCCCUCGGUGUCGUUAUAUGCACGACCCUACCAAGGUGGCACUGUGUAAAGACUUUCUGAAAGAUGGCAGAUGCGCAAACGGCGAGUCCUGCGACCUUUCUCAUGAUAUUACUCCCGAGCGCACCCCGAACUGUGUGCACUAUGCCAAGGGGUAUUGUACCAAACCUGACUGUCCCUAUACUCACUCCAAAGCCCCCCCAAGCGCACCCGUAUGCCGAGCAUUUGGAUUCAAUGGGUAUUGUGAAAAGGGGGCAGACUGCACUGAACGUCACGUGUUUGAAUGCCCUGACUUUAGCAAUACUGGCAGGUGUAAGGUCAAGGGAUGUAAACUCCUCCAUCGUGAGAGGGCAAGCGUCCUUCGAAACCAAGCCAAGACGGACGAGGCCAUGGAAGAUGUCUCGAGCGAUGACGAGGCGCCUGAUUCUGAUGAUGUGGAUUCAGAUGAGGUGGCCGAGUUUAUUGACGCAGACUCUGAUGGCUCGGACUUUGAGGACCACAAAGACUUCCUUUCCAUUUGAGUUGUCUCUAGUUACGGGAUCGAACCCUACUCUACCGAGAAAGACUAUUCGUUUUUUUACACGGCUUGACUUUACUAUGAACAGAAACGGGACGGCGACCAUCUUUGGCGACUUGUUCUAUUCUAUCCGGCGUUCAAGGAUAUGGGAGAUUGUCUGAGGAUAGUUGUUUGAGAUACCCCUGUCUGCUUGCACACGGAAACCUUGAACAUCAAGGCCACGAGAAGAAGAAAGAAGAGGAAGAAAAACCCCCCCCCCCCCAAAAAAACGAAGCGAGAAGCAGAAAUCCCCGAAAAGGGACUUAUGAAUAGUCAGAAUAGAUGAUGAUUUAGAAAGAAACUUGUUUAACGAGGCAGUGUAUCCCGGUCCCUACCUUAAUUUGUGUGAUGCUGCAGCUCAAGGCGCCAUGUGCCUGCCUCUUG
Molecule: messenger RNA, 2025 nt
Organism: Ilyonectria robusta
Lineage: Eukaryota; Fungi; Ascomycota; Sordariomycetes; Hypocreales; Nectriaceae
Exons: 4
Coding region: 209-1606 (465 amino acids)
Cellular component (GO): nucleus
Molecular function (GO): metal ion binding
Source: RefSeq, a predicted model, not a curated record